Molecule: messenger RNA, 876 nt
Organism: Argentina anserina (silverweed cinquefoil)
Lineage: Eukaryota; Viridiplantae; Streptophyta; Magnoliopsida; Rosales; Rosaceae
Product: fasciclin-like arabinogalactan protein 14
Exons: 1
Coding region: 1-876 (291 amino acids)
Cellular component (GO): plasma membrane
Source: RefSeq, a predicted model, not a curated record
AUGGAGACGAAUAAACCUAAAGCCUCUGCCUCCCUCUUCCUUCUGAUGAUGUUGUCAAUAAGCUCUUGUUCGGCCUUCAACAUCACCAAGAUUCUCGAAAACGAAGACGAUUUCAGCACCUUCAACCAACACCUCUCCGAGACCAAACUCGCCGACCAGAUCAACAAGCGGAGCACCAUCACCGUCCUCGCCGUCGACAACAGCGCAAUGGGCGGCUUAGGUGAUGACAGCUCCGUCACGAAGGCGAUCAUGAGCGUUCACGUCAUCCUCGAUUACUACGACAAGGAGAAGCUAACCAAGCUGGCCAAGAACAACAAGAGCGCCACGCUGACGACGCUGUACCAGACCUCCGGGCUAGCUAAGAACCAACAGGGCUUCGUCCGAAUCUCAACCGACGACGACGGCAUUACUUUUGGGUCGGCAAGCAAGGAUUCAGAAAUGAACUCCAAGCUGGUAAAGUCCGUGGCAGCUCAGCCCUACAACAUUUCCGUGCUUCAGGUCAGUUCCAUCAUUGGAGUUCCCGACAUUAAUGCUAACCCUUCCCCACAAACGGCUCCCCCGCCAAGGAAGCAUGGGAAGGAGAAGAGUCCGUCCUCCUCUUCCGACGACGCUGCAGACGGUCCCUCCGACGAUACGGCUGGCAGUCCAGACGACAGCACUGCUGAUAGUCCCGACGACUCGGACUCGGACGAAGAGAAGGCUCCAAGUCCAGCCAAGCACAACACACCACCUAAGCCUAAAGAAGUUGAUUCAGAUUCGCCAUCGACAAGUCCAGCGCCUGCGCCCGGUAAGAGUGAUGCACGCGCUACCGCUGCGGAGAUGGGUGUUGGGUUCGUUGCGAUGGGGUUAGUUUCGAUUUUAAUGGCCUUCUUUUGA